Molecule: messenger RNA, 1403 nt
Organism: Plectropomus leopardus (leopard coralgrouper)
Lineage: Eukaryota; Metazoa; Chordata; Actinopteri; Perciformes; Serranidae
Gene: mrm1
Product: mitochondrial rRNA methyltransferase 1 homolog (S. cerevisiae)
Biological process (GO): rRNA methylation
Cellular component (GO): mitochondrion
Molecular function (GO): RNA binding; rRNA (guanine) methyltransferase activity
Source: RefSeq, a predicted model, not a curated record
UGAAGGUGACAAACUUCUCAGCUGUGGAGGAAGAUAAUCGGUGCUGAUGGUAGGACAAAGGAAACACUUCAUGACUGAUACUCAGUGAAACCUGUUGGACGCGUCAUUGAUGGAUUAAUGGACUCUUCAGGCAGCUGAGUCACGUGUCUGUUGUCCCUCUCGGUCCCUCUGGACAUAUUUCCUAUUUCAGUAUGAGGGUAUUCAGUGUUUCACAUCAGCACAAGUUCCUGCUUGUUUGGACUAAAAGAUGGCACGAGCCGGCGUCAGGAGGGGGCUCUUAUCAUGUCUCAGCUCCUGUCCUGCACCCAGAGGACAGCAGCAUCAAACCUGUGGUGAGGACACGCCGCGGUGUGUUAAAAAACCCCAAACCUGUUUUAUCUGAGGAUCGAAAGAAGUCAGCUCGGAGCAAAGUGUGGAAAAAUGAGCCCCCGGUGUUGCAGAUGCCGAAUCAGAGGAUGUUUGCGGACAGCAGAGUGUCUUCUGAGCUCAGGAGACUGAGUGUGGAGGACUUCCCUGCAGAGAGGGAGAGACAGGUGGGACAGAGGUCAACACUGGACUCCAAGGUGGACAACUAUGAGGUUGUGUUUGGCGUCGCUCCCUGUCUCUUGGCUCUCACUCAGGGAAGGCGCAAACCCCGGAGACUGUUUGUAAAAGACGGCGAGACGUCUCAGAGGACGUCUCUGCUCCAGGUGUGUGAGGAGGCUCACCGACGAGGAGUCCAAGUCCAGCGAGUCAGCAAGAGGGAUCUGGACAAGAUGUCUUCUGGACGAGUGCAUCAAGGAGUGUGUCUGCAGGCAAGUCCUCUGAGCUAUCUCACCGAGGACAGGGACUCCAGCAGAAGACACAGAGGGGACACCCCUUUGUGGCUCGUCCUGGAGAAAAUCCAGGACCCGAUGAACCUUGGUGCCAUCCUGCGCUCGGCGUAUUUCCUCGGGGUGGACAGAGUUGCCAGCAGUCUUCGCCACAGCUGUCCGUUGUCCCCGGUGGUCAGCAAGGCCAGCUCGGGGGUCAUGGAGGUGCUCGGGGUGUACGGGUAUGAAGACCUCGAGGACAUGCUGCAGGUGAAGGUGGCGCGGGGCUGGCAGGUUGUGGGUACAGUCGGAGCCGGACCGGAGGAGUCCCAGAUUCCCGUCACCCAGUGCGCAGACUUUAAGAUGACCAAACCCACCGUGCUGCUGAUGGGAGGCGAAGGGGACGGUUUGUCCCGGCGGCUGCUGUCUCUGUGCCAGACUCUGCUCACCAUCCCGGCCGGCAGAGACCUGCACCCCGGGAUAGAGUCCCUCAACGUCUCUGUAGCCACAGGAAUCCUGCUGCACGCGCUGCUGUCCUCCAGACGCUCCGCCGGAUGAUGGACACCAAAAAAAUAUCUGUAAAAGAUGAAGAAUUAAACAUGUUGAUGUAAA